AUGUCUGAACACAAUUCGGAAAAGAAGGACGCAAGAUCGUUCUCGGAAGCAAAGCCGAUUACGGAUGACUAUAAUCCCUAUAAGCUUGAGAUUGAGUCGUUUUCGUUACCUGUGAACGAAGCUCAACUCCAAAACCUUGACGUUGCAGUGCAAUUGCUCGCUGAUGAUGAUUUUGAGUAUACGAAGGAGGAAGCUAAUCGUGUGCUUCGGAAAAUUGACCUUGUUUUAAUGCCCCUAAUGUGCAUUACUUAUGCUUUACAGUACCUUGAUAAAGUUGCUCUGUCAUAUGCAGCUUUAUUUGGAAUGAUCGAGGAAGCUCACUUGCAUGGUUCAGAAUACAGUUGGCUAACCACAAUUUUCUACUUGGGCUAUCUGGUUGCUCAGUAUCCAGGCGCAUAUAUUCUUCAAAAAUUGCCUAACAACCUCUUUCUUUUUGUCAACACACUUUGCUGGAGCGCCAUGGUUAUGCUUAUGGCUGCCUGUAGCAAUGCUGGUGGACUUUUGGCCCUUCGUUUUUUGAUGGGCGUAUUUGAAGCGUGUGUCAGUCCGGCGUUCGUUAGCAUUACUAGCAUGUGGUAUCGACGCGAGGAGCAGACUAUGCGCUCCAUGCUUUGGUACUCGUUUAAUGGUGUCGCUACUAUCAUUGGCGGUAUUCUUAGUUACGGCAUUGGCCAUAUCCACAACUCUCAUGUGUCAACAUGGAAGUUCAUUUUCAUCAUUAUUGGCGGUCUUUCUUUAGCUUGGGCCGGCAUUUUCUAUCUCCUUUUCCCUAGCAACCCUGUUACCGCACGGUUUUUGACUCCUCGCGAACUCUGGCUUUUUGUGUUCAUAACCGGUACCUAUAUGAUUUCAAAUGGUAUCACUGUAUUCAAUUCUAUCAUUAUCAAGGGUCUCGGUUUCUCCACCUUUCGCACUACUCUCUUUAACAUGCCUAGCGGCGCCGUAGAGUUUGUUGUAUUGGUUAUUACUGGUCUCAUUUCUACGCGCAUCAAACGUGGAAGAAUUUUUAUUGCUCUUGUUGGUACCGCCUUGACAAUUGUUGCGGCAGGUCUCGUGUGGAAACUGAAAAAUCCAUGGGGUCGAAUGGUCGGAAUCUGGAUUUACUUCGGUUCUCCCAUUUGUUUCGUAACUUUGCUUUCUUUGGUUGCAUCAAAUGUUGCAGGUUACACAAAAAAGAUGGUUGUCGGAGCAAGUAUUUUUGUUUUCUAUUCCAUCGGAAAUAUCGUUUCCCCUCAACUGUUCAAAUCAAGUCAAAGUCCCACUUACGAUAUGGGAAUGGAGGCCAUCUUCGUCUCGUGUAGUAUUACAUUUGGACUAUGGCUGGCACUUCUUUAUUACUACAUUUACCAAAAUCGUAUACGCGACAAGAAGAAGGCAGAAUCGAGUGAUCAAAGCCAAUCCAAUGGGCAAAAAAAUGAAGAGUUCAUGGACUUGACAGAUAAGCAACAAGCGAGCUUUCGAUACCUCUGGUAA
Molecule: messenger RNA, 1473 nt
Organism: Schizosaccharomyces japonicus yFS275
Lineage: Eukaryota; Fungi; Ascomycota; Schizosaccharomycetes; Schizosaccharomycetales; Schizosaccharomycetaceae
Product: allantoate permease
Exons: 2
Coding region: 1-1473 (490 amino acids)
Biological process (GO): transmembrane transport
Cellular component (GO): membrane
Molecular function (GO): transmembrane transporter activity
Source: RefSeq, a predicted model, not a curated record